UUACAGGCAUUGACACCGUUGUUUUGCGCAUUUUUAUUCAGGACAAACAAUCUUCAUAUGUCAGCGUCCAUGGAUCCAUCAUCGUCGAACUCACUAUUCUCAGAGGUAGAAUAUACCUCUACUGACGAUCUGGGCGGAGGGAUACCGCAUAUUCGCGUUGAAGAGUUCACGAGGCCUAUUGAGAUUGUCUUCUCUGCCGAUCUGCGCUACCAGUGGAGCGUUGCUGAAACGCACCGCCAUCUUGUACAGCAAACCAUUGUCACAUUUCAACACGAUCUUGAAAACAACACCAAUGAAACAGAUAGGCCCGAGUCUGUCCCCGAACUUAUCUUGGCCUUUCUCUCCGUUUUAGUGAAACAGAAUCAAGAUGCAUCGCCAUACAGUCGACAUGAAACCGAGUGCAUCAAGGAGCUGGUAGAUGCCUUUGAGCACGACUUUCUACAAGGACGCAACAUACAUGUAUUCGUCGACCAACAAGUCAGGAGCUCUCAAAAAAAAAGACAAGACAUGAUACGAGCAUAUCUGGCAGCACUAGCCGCUACCGGUCGCCAGGCAUCGAGCACGUGCAGGAGUUCAGCUUUGCUUAAAGGCUCUCGUGAGUCCGGUGAAACAAAUACGUAUGCAGCCUUCGGAGGGAUAUGCUGUGAUGGCGAUCUGCUAGAAGAGCUUCGUAUUCUGCUAGUGGACUAUAGACAUGUAGUCGAGCCUCUUGUGAAAGCGGCAACUGGGACAUUAUUGGAGUUGUUGGCCACAUCAGACGUGUCUACACGACAGCAAUAUAACCAAGGUCUCGAUGUCUUGCAGUGGCUGAGUGCUCCAGACAAAGGCAAAGCUCCAUCCCACGAGUACCUUCAAUCAAUAGCAGUCAGCUUUCCCCUGGCUGGUUUAGUUCAAUUUGCCAACUACGCAAUCAUCUGCGACCAGCUUGGGUUGACUCCUGGUCAGGUUACAGAUUCCUUGCGAGGGAUGGCAGGACAGAGCUCAGGAAUCAUUGUCGCCGCCACGCUCGCGAGUGUCACUGAUUGGGAAAAUUUCCAUAGCGGGUUGGUUCAAGCAACGACGAUAUUGUUCCACCUAGGAUCCGCAGCUCAAGAAAAUACGCCAAAGCUGAGCACUUCGCAUCUACACAGAGUGUCAGAAGAGGUGAUAGCAAAUGGCGAAGGCUCGUCAUGCACGCCCAUGCUACAGAUCGUUGGAUACCCUCAGGAACAGCUUGACCUCAGCAUUAUCAAGCUGAACAACCAGCUUGAGCCGAGUGGCCAUGUUUUCAUCGGCAUCAUCAAUGCGCCGUUGGACGUGGUUAUAACGGGGCCAAUACUUUCCCUCUGCGCCCUCGCCUCGACUCUGCGCAAGGUGAAAGCUCCCAAUGGCCUAGACCAGACCCGGAUCGCAGCGUCCAAGCGGAAGCCAGACUUCUCUUUGCGUUUUCUGCGAACAUCUGCGCCAUUGCACUCGAUUCAUCUCGCCCGAGGUGCCGCUCUCGCCACAACAAGGCUAGCACACGUUCACAUGGCACCAUCCAAUAUGGGGUUGCCGAUAUACCACUCCCGCACUGGAGCUGAUUUGCGGAGUAGCGAAGAAUCUGAUCUCAUCCCCAAAUUGGUACAAAUGGUACUAUGCGAGCCUUGUGAUUGGCCAAAAGCAACCCUCUUCCAGGAUGCCACUCACAUAAUCGAUUUUGGCCCUGGUGGCACUUCAGGUAUUGGCUCUUUGCUUCAGAGGAGCAAGGAUGGUACAGGCGUGCGAAUACUUCUAGCGGGUGCUGAUGAGGUUAACAAAGCCGAAUAUGGUAACCGUGCAGAGCUUUUUCACCAUGUGGCGAUUUCGCCAACAAGUUGGCUACAGGACUUUGGUCCGACUCUAACAAAAGAUGCAAACGGCACGAUUCAAAUCAGUAACAAGAUGACGCGCCUUCUAGGGCUGCCGCCUAUCAUGGUAGCCGGCAUGACGCCAACUACAGUAUCAUGGGAAUUUGUGAGCGCCAUCAUGAAUGCGGGUUACCACACCGAGCUGGCAGCAGGAGGAUUGCAUUCGGCCUCAGAUUUUACCCAAGCGAUCCAUAAACUUGCUCAUAGUAUACCUCGCGGUCGUGGUAUCUGCAUUAACGUCAUAUACGCCAGUCCAAAACAGAUGAACUGGCAGAUACCACUCAUACGGAAACUGAAGUCUGAAGGUCAGCCCAUUGACGGCAUCACUUUUGGAGCAGGAGUUCCCUCGCAAGAAGUGGCUCAAGAAUACGUAGAUAUGGGGCUACACUACCUAUCGUUCAAGCCAGGAUCAUGUACAGCAAUAGAGCAAGUCAUCAAUAUCGCUAAAGCAAACAAUAACUUCCCCAUACUCCUGCAGUGGACUGGUGGGCGCGGAGGAGGGCAUCAUUCAUACGAAGACUUCCACUCCCCUAUAAUUCAAUGGUAUGGACGCAUCCGCCAAUGUGCCAAUAUUGUGCUCCUAGCUGGAAGUGGGUUUGGUGGCGCAGAAGAUACCUACCCGUAUCUGUCUGGAGCCUGGUCUACAGCCUUUGGUCAACCCCCCAUGCCAUUUGACGGAGUCUUGUUCGGCAGCCGUAUGAUGGUUGCUAAAGAAGCAAAAACGAGCCGCGGUGCUAAAGAGGCCAUCGUCGCCGCUCCCGGAGUCGAUGACGAAGGAUUUUGGGACCAAUCGUACACCAGGCCGUGUGGAGGCGUCAUCACCGUUAAUAGCGAAAUGGGACAACCGAUUCACAAGUUGGCCACGCGGGGUGUUCUCUUGUGGAAAGAACUCGACGAAACUGUCUUUAGCAUCACCGAUAAAGCCAAGCGGCUCGACAAGCUUAAGAGUAUGAAAACAUACCUUGUGGAGCGGCUAAACAAGGACUUUCAGAAAGUGUGGUUUGGGCAAAACGCCGACGGCGAAGCCGUAGACCUUGAAGACAUGACAUACGCUCAAGUGUUGCGGCGUCUGGUGCAACUGCUUUAUGUCUCCAAAGAAAGCCGAUGGAUAGACCAGGGAUAUAUGCAGCUGACCCUCGAUUUCGUCAGACGUAUGUACAGCCACGCGCCAGCUUCAGGAUCUUUCCCUAAAGCUCUGGAACUGGAAUUGGUAACCCCACUGCAAGUAAUUGACACAAUUUGCAAGCAGUGCCAUCGGAUAGCGGACAAAGUCAUAAGCUACAGAGACGCACGGUAUUUCAUCAUGGCGUGCAAGCGAGUUGGUCGGAAGCCUCCAACCUUCGUGCCCGAUAUAGAUGAAGAUUUCGAGUACUGGUUUAAGAAGGACUCCCUUUGGCAAUCUGAAGAUCUCGCUGGUGUUGUGGGCGAAGAUGCGGGGCGUACGUGCAUCUUGCAAGGGCCCGUUGCAGCAAGAUACUCAACCAUCAUUGAUGAACCGGUUCAACAGAUCCUCGAUGAAAUUCGCAAAGGCCACAUCUCUAGAAUCUUACGGGAUGACUACGAUAACAAGCCAAGCAUGGUACAGCCCAUGACUGACAAUGUUCCAUGGGAACAACCACUAGAGCCUUCCUAUUGCACUGUCUAUCCCGAAGGUGGCAAGUUGUAUUACCAGAUCCCGACAUCAUCCCCAGACAAUCAAUUACCCAACGAGAAAGAGUGGUUCCAGUCUCUAGCAGGUCGCCCCAAUACUUGGCUCUUCGAUCUCAUUAUGUCAAAGGAUAUCGUGCAUGACGCCAAGUUCGUUGCCAACCCAAUCCGUCGAGUUCUUGCGCCAGUUCAGGGGAUGCACGUAGAAGUGGCGCAGACCAGCGACGAGAACUUCAUGAAGCUGGCUCUCCAUGAGACAGAGAGUGGAAAAGUUAUAUCAUCUGAUGACGCAACACAGUACUCUGUCACUAUCCACAAGGAAAAAGGUGUCAUAAUUGUGGAAUUCAAUGUCCGACAUAAUGUGGAGCUAGUUACCUUGCCAAUGGUAUUCAAAUUCACACAUCAUCCGACAGCGCCUUUGCACCCCAUACAAGAGGUAAUUGAAGGUCGAAAUGAGCGGCUACAAGACUUUUACUGUCGACUAUGGCUAGGUAAAGAUCUCAAGGGUUCCAUGUGCCGCUCAGUGCCGGCAUGGUCACCGUCUGGUCUUUAUCAAUCCCCCCUUGCUCCAGUCAUAGGCAAGCAGCAGGUUGUGACCAGCAUGUCAAUAGAGGCAUUUGAGAAGAGUAUACAUCACUCAAGACAGAUCACGUUGCCUAAAGGGCAUGGCGGUCCCAUUGCCAGCAUCGACUUUGCUAUGGUAGUCGGAUGGGAGGCGUUGAUGAAGUCUAUCUUUGCUCCAGCGGUCGAUGGCCGGUUCUUGGACCUAGUCCAUCUCUCCAACGAACUCAUCCUAUUAAACGACAUUAUAUCCCUAGCCGAGGGAGAUAUUGUAAGUAGUAGCGCUCAAAUAUCAUCCAUCAGAGACGAGUCGAUUGGGAGAAUUGUGGAGGUUGAGGCCGUCAUUUCCAAGGCUCAAGCUCCGCUUGUGCGUAUCACAUCGGAGUUUUUGUUCCGCCAUAACUAUGCAGAUUCAAGUGUUUGCUUUAAAAAAAGGUCAGAGCCCCUAUCAAAGGUUCACAUUGACACUCUUUCGAAGGCUGCCGUCCUUAAAAGCAAAGACUGGAUCCGCUGGAGAGAUGUUAGUGCCGACUUGCUCGGACGGGAGCUCGUUUUCGAUGUGCAAAGUAUCGAAUACUUGGAUGGAAAUGCUUCGCCUAUCUCUGGUAGUUGUAUACAGACAUGGGGGACCAUCUAUGACCAAGGAGACAAGCGGGUAGUAGGCGAGGUCCGUCACCAGCAACAACGCCAGACCAUAAGCAGCAGCAGCUCACCACUAGACUAUUGCCGACGCCACGCCCAUCCAGUAGAUAACCAGCAACAUCUCGAGCAUGCACAGAGGCUGGGUUUGCAAGACAGGCUCGAAUUUACGGCUCCAAGCAGCAACCUGGCCUACUCACAGGCGUCAGGUGACUUUAAUCCCAUUCACACGUCACUGCCAUUCGCCAAAUAUGCUGGGCUUCCUGGCACUAUCACCCACGGAAUGUGGGUUAGUGCAGCUGUGCGGGAGCUGAUUGAGAAAGCAGCCGGAUGCAACGAACGAGUCCGCAUGAGAUCGUAUAAGAUCUCUUUUUUGAGUAUGCUACUCCCCGGAGAGACCGUCAGGGUCACCGUCGAUCAUGUGGCGAUGAAGCAAGGGCUUCGCGUAUUAUCUUUCGAGGCGAGCAAUACCGUCACAGGCAUCAAGGUCGUCGGCGGCGAAGCUGUUGUAGACCAAAUAGAGACGGCCUACCUGUUUACGGGGCAGGGCAGUCAGAAAGUGGGCAUGGGUAUGGAUCUCUACGCCAGCUGUGAUGUAGCUCGGGGUGUAUGGGACAGGGCCGAUCGGUUCUACUAUCAAACUUAUGGCUUCCGCAUCAGCGACAUCGUGAGACACAAUCCCAAACAGCUCGUCAUCUACUUUGGAGGUCGUCUUGGCCAAGAAAUCAGAAAAAACUAUAUGAACAUCACAGUGGAGCAUAAAGGACGUACACAGCAAGUUCUGGGUGACAUAAACGAACAAAGCACCAAAUACGUCUUCCAACACAGCGAUGGGCUCUUGUUCAGCACCCUCUUCGCACAACCGGCGCUGACCGUCAAUGGGCAUGCUCAGUAUCAAUAUCUCCAGAGCAAGGGCCUUAUUAAGGCCAACGCUUUGUUCGCUGGCCACUCUUUGGGAGAGUAUACUGCUGUCAGCACCAUCGGUCAAGUCGUGCCAUUUGAGACACUCCUAUCCAUCACCUUUCUUCGGGCCAUUCUCAUGAACUCAGCCGUGACACGGGAUGCCCAGGGUCACUCUCAAUUUGGCAUGGUGGCCAUCAAUCCCUCCAGAAUUAGCAGCAGUCAUGUUGAUAGUGCGGUCAUGCGUCACAUUACCAGCAAGGUUGCCGCCGCGACUGGCGAGUUGCUGGAAGUAGUAAAUUACAACAUUGAAACACAGCAAUAUGUCGCAACAGGCUCACUGAAAGCGCUAGCAUGUCUAUCAACUGUCAUUGAACAACUUGCAAGCGGCGGCAAGGCGCCUACUACUCACAAUACGAUCGUUCACGAAAUGACUUUUGGAUCGUCCGGAACGCGGCUAAAGCUGAAACGUGGCGUUGCCACCGUACCUUUGGAGGGUGUCGAUGUUCCCUUCCACAGCACUCUACUACUUCCUACAAUGCCUGCGUUCCGCCACGUGUUAGAAACUCAGAUCUCAAUAGUAGACGCCAAGCGUUUGGUGGGCAGGUGGGUGACAAACGUCACAGGGAAGCCUUUUGAUAUAUCGAAGGAGGGUAUACAGGAGGUGUACGAGAUGACAAAGAGCCCAGUGCUUAGAGACCUACUGGAGAAGAUGAGGGUGAAUUGCAGCGUGGAGGCAGUGGCCUAA
Trichoderma asperellum CBS 433.97 is the source of this 6363-nucleotide messenger RNA. The record is from RefSeq and is a predicted model, not a curated record. Lineage: Eukaryota; Fungi; Ascomycota; Sordariomycetes; Hypocreales; Hypocreaceae.